AUGCCUUACGUUAAUUCGAGUAAGUUGAUAUUGUUUUAGACAUCAACCGGAAGACUGAUCAAUAUUGUUGCUUUUCAACUGAGAUUAUGUCCGCAAUUGAUUUGUAAUAGAACAACACGACCUGUAGAUGCUGAGAAUCCUAAUUUUUUUUGUUUUUAGAGGGCGAGAUUGUAAAUAAUGAGCCAUUUCUCAAGUCUAUGUACAAGUUCUUCUUCGAGAUUUAUUUGGCGUUUAUGAUGUUGUAAGUUCCGGUUUCGUUUUGUUGAUUGAUUUUUAGAGCCUUCUUCGAGAAGUUUUUGCAGUUUCCACUAAAUUAAAGGCUGCUGUUUGUUAGAAAUUAUGGUUCUCAUAUCUGACUUGAAGUAUAACAUAAAAUAAGGGUGAAACUGGUUUCAAUCCUCAAUUAUUUUAGCUUCCGAUCGUUGUUUGGACCCCUUCUCGGCACAUCAGUCGUAGAUCCCGAUGAACAAGACCGGUUUAGGAGCUCAUUGGGUCGCCGCGGUGGAGGAGGUGGUGGUGGUGGAGGAGGAGGCGGUGGUGGCGGAAACUGGCCCGGCCGUCCUGGAGGUAAGCUUUUAAAUUUGUUGUUGCAUUUUUAGAUUGAUUGUCAAUCAGUUUCACAAAGAUUAGUCGAUUUUUAAACGAAAAUUUAUCUUAUCCAUCCUUCAGGUGGUGGCCGUCGUCCAAUUGGCCGGCUGAACACCACAACGACCAACAUUCCAAGUUGUGCUUCCGGUGGUUGCUGUGGAGGAUAA
Bursaphelenchus xylophilus (pine wood nematode) is the source of this 755-nucleotide messenger RNA. The record is from the annotation of a GenBank genome assembly. NCBI's taxonomy places the organism in Eukaryota, Metazoa, Nematoda, Chromadorea, Rhabditida, Aphelenchoididae.